Brassica oleracea var. oleracea is the source of this 1365-nucleotide messenger RNA. Its product is annotated as exopolygalacturonase. The record is from RefSeq and is a predicted model, not a curated record. Gene Ontology annotation, biological process: carbohydrate metabolic process. The transcript is spliced from 2 exons. NCBI's taxonomy places the organism in Eukaryota, Viridiplantae, Streptophyta, Magnoliopsida, Brassicales, Brassicaceae. Bases 25 to 1263 code for a protein of 412 amino acids. Gene Ontology annotation, molecular function: polygalacturonase activity.
AGAAAUAAAGAAGAAGUCUGAUCGAUGGCAUCUAGGUUUCUCAUCCUUUGUAUCUCUUCUCUCUUUCUCUUUUACUUCUUCCUCGUCAUCUCAAGUGCUCAGACUAAUGCAUUUCACGAUGGACAAAAGGUCUUCGACGUCAGAAACUACGGUGCUCGUGGCGACGGCAAAACAAACACAUACAAUGCUCUUGCGUUUACAAAAGCGUGGAACGAAGCUUGUGAAUGGAGUGGUGGAAGAUCAACGGUCUAUAUUCCCGCCGGAACAUUCUAUCUCGAUCAAAUAAUGUUCUCUGGUCCUUGCAAACGUCAUAUUACUUUUACAAUCAAAGGAACGUUGUUGGCUCCUCGGAUCCUUUACGCCGACAAACGAGCAGAAUGGCUCGCUUUCCGUUACGUCGAUAACCUCACCGUUAACGGAGGGGGAAUACUUGACGGUCAAGGAUCUUACUCUUGGCGCCAUCUCAAUGAUUGUGACAAAAACCCUAACUGUCGUGCUCUAGCUAUGAACAUUGGGUUUUCUUUCGUUAGAUCCGCGAGGGUUAACGGUCUAAGAUCGAUCAACAGCAAAAUGGGACACUUCAACUUAUACGCAGUCGAGAAUUUUAACAUUACCGGCGUCAAAAUCACCGCUCCCGAAGAUAGCCCUAACACUGACGGAAUCAAGAUCGGGAGGUCUAAGGAUAUGCAUAUUUUCAACGUCAGUAUCGGAACCGGUGACGAUUGUGUCGCAAUUCUUGACGGAACCACCAACUUGGAUAUCUCUAAUGUCAGGUGCGGACCAGGGCACGGGAUUAGUGUCGGGAGCAUUGGGAGAUUCAAAGAUGAGAAGAGCAUUGAGGGCAUAACCGUAAGAAACUCUGUACUCAAGGGUACAAUGAACGGUUUAAGGAUCAAAACAUGGGCUAAGUCGGCCUCGGAGACUUCGGUUUCGAAAUUUUUGUUCGAGGAUAUCCAAAUGAUCAAUGUUCGAAACCCCAUCGUCAUCGACCAGCAGUAUUGUCCACACAAUCUAUGCGACAGUCCUGGAAAGUAUAAUUCUCAUGUUCAGAUCAAAGACGUGAAGUAUACCAGCAUUUGGGGAACGUCGGCGACUCAAGCGGCUUUGAUGAUGCAGUGUAGCAAAACGUUUCCUUGUCAAGGUGUUGAGCUCUCAGACAUCAACUUGGUGUACAAAGGACGCGACGGGUCAGUCACGGCUACGUGUGAGAACGUUGCUGGUUCGGUUCAUGGGAAGAUCGUGCCUGGUGGUUGCCGGAUUUGAUGAUCUAAAACUAGUCCUGUGUUAGGUUUGGAUUUUUAGAUUGUAAUAUUUCGUAUACAGGUUAUCCUCGAUCUAAUACUGAAGCUAAUCUAAAACUUAAUA